Molecule: messenger RNA, 5839 nt
Organism: Myotis brandtii (Brandt's bat)
Lineage: Eukaryota; Metazoa; Chordata; Mammalia; Chiroptera; Vespertilionidae
Gene: CDK12
Product: cyclin-dependent kinase 12
Exons: 14
Coding region: 461-4936 (1491 amino acids)
Biological process (GO): protein phosphorylation; positive regulation of transcription elongation by RNA polymerase II; transcription elongation by RNA polymerase II
Cellular component (GO): cyclin/CDK positive transcription elongation factor complex; nucleus
Molecular function (GO): RNA polymerase II CTD heptapeptide repeat kinase activity; ATP binding; cyclin binding
Source: RefSeq, a predicted model, not a curated record
UGAGGCACCUAGGCCGCGGGACCUGAGCGACAGGAAGCCACUCCGAGUCGGGCUACCGGGUAGGGGAAAGGCCCGUGCGGUCCUCAUUGGGCUCCGGAGCCGGAGUCGGCCCCGCAGCCCUGGGCCGUCGGCUUCCUACUUCCUCGACCUCGCCGGCCCCCGUGCCUGAGGAUUGGCGCCGCGUAGGGGAGGAGGGCGAACAGACUUGAGCGGCUGCUCGUUGUCUCGCAACCCCACUGCUGAGGAACUCUCGUUUCUUCCCUGGCUCCUUCACCCCUACCUCAUGUAGGAGGGUGCCGAGGAGUCGGGAGGGAGGAGGGGCCUGCGCCACGGUCCCUUCCCUCCCCACCCCCUACUAGGGGUGCUGUGGUAGGCGUGGGGUUGGGAUUGGGGGGAGGGUGGGGGUUACUUUUUGGAGUGCUGGGGAACUUUUCCCCCUGUUGAAGCCAGGGGAAAGGGGAUGCCCAAUCCAGAGAGACAUGGGGGCAAGAAGGACGGGAGCGGAGGAGCUUCUGGAACUUUGCAGCCGUCAUCGGGAGGUGGCAGCUCCAACAGCAGAGAGCGUCACCGCUUGGCGGCGAAGCACAAGCGGCACAAGUCCAAGCACUCCAAAGACAUGGGUUUGGUGACCCCCGAAGCAGCACCUUUAGGGACAGUUAUCAAACCUUUGGUGGAGUAUGAUGACAUCAGCUCUGAUUCAGAUACCUUCUCUGACGACAUGGCCUUCAAAUUAGAUAGGAGGGAGAAUGAUGAACGUCGUGGAACUGAUCGGAGUGACCGCUUGCACAGACAUCGUCACCACCAGCACAGACGUUCCCGGGACUUACUAAAAAGUAAACAGACAGAAAAAGAAAAAAAACAGGAAGUUUCCAGUAAGUCGGGAUCAAUGAAGGACCGGAUAUCAGGAAGUUCAAAGCGUUCAAAUGAGGAGAAUGAUGACUAUGGGAAGGCACAGAUCUCAAAAAGCAGCAGCAACAAGGAAUCCAGGUCAUCUAAACUCCACAAGGAGAAGACUCGGAAAGAACGUGAAUUGAAGUCUGGGCACAAAGACCGGAGUAAAAGUCAUCGGAAAAGGGAAACACCCAAAAGUUACAAGACAGUGGACAGCCCCAAACGGAGAUCCCGGAGUCCCCACAGGAAAUGGUCUGACAGCCCCAAGCAAGAUGAUAGCCCCUCAGGAGCUUCUUAUGGCCAAGAUUAUGACCUUAGUCCCCCAAGAUCUCACACCUCCAGCAAUUAUGACUCCUACAAGAAGAGUCCUGGAAGCACCUCAAGAAGGCAGUCUAUUAGUCCACCUUACAAGGAGCCUUCGGCCUACCAGUCCAGCACCCGGUCACCCAGUCCCUACAGUAGACGACAGAGAUCUGUGAGUCCCUAUAGCCGGAGACGUUCCUCAAGCUAUGAAAGGAGUGGCUCUUACAGUGGGAGAUCACCCAGUCCCUACGGUCGAAGGCGAUCCAGCAGCCCUUUCACCAGCAAACGGUCUCUGAGUCGGAGUCCGCUCCCCAGGAAGUCCAUGAAGUCUAGAAGUAGAAGUCCUGCAUAUUCAAGACAUUCAUCUUCUCAUAGUAAAAAGAAGAGAUCCGGGUCACGUAGUCGACAUUCCAGUAUCUCACCUGUCCGACUUCCAUUGAACUCCAGCUUGGGAGCUGAACUCAGUAGGAAAAAGAAGGAAAGAGCAGCUGCUGCAGCUGCAGCAAAAAUGGAUGGAAAGGAAUCCAAGGGUUCACCUGUUAUUUUGACUAGAAAAGAGAACAGUUCAGUAGAAGCUAAGGAUUCAGGUUUGGAGUCUAAAAAGUUACCCAGAGUUUUAAAAUUGGAAAAAUCUGCCCCAGAUACUGAACUAGUGAAUGUAACACAUCUAAACAUAGAAGCCAAAAAUUCUUUAGAUACAGGGAAAGUAAAGGUGGAUGAGAACUCUGAAAAGCAUCCUGUUCUUAAAGAUUUGAAAGUACAGGGAUCAAGAGACACUAAACCCAUGGCAUUGAAGGAGGAGAUUGUUACUCCAAAAGAUACAGAGACAACAGAAAAGGAGACCCUUCCACCUCUCCCCACAGUUAAUUCUCCUCCACCUCCUUUACCGACUACUACCCCUCCACCUCAAACCCCACCUUUGCCACCUUUGCCUCCACUACCAGCUAUUCCACAGCAACCACCUCUCCCUCCUCCCCAGCCAGCAUUUAGUCAGGUUCCUGCUUCUAGUCCUUCAACUUUGCCCCCUUCUACCCACUUAAGGACGUCUACUCUGUCCUCUCAGGCAAAUUCUCAGCCCUCUGUACAGGUUUCUAUGAAGACUCAAGUGUCUGUAACAGCUGCUAUUCCACACCUAAAAACGUCAACGUUGCCUCCUCUGCCCCUUCCACCCUUAUUACUUGGAGAAGAUGACAUGGAUAGUCCAAAAGAAACUCUGCCUUCAAAACCCGUAAAGAAAGAGAAGGAACAAAGGCCACGUCACUUACUCACGGACCUCCCUCUCCCUCCAGAACUCCCUGGUGGGGAUCCAUCUCCACCUGACUCUCCAGAACCAAAGGCAAUCACACCACCUCAGCAACCAUAUAAAAAGAGACCAAAAAUCUGUUGUCCUCGUUAUGGAGAACGAAGACAGACAGAAAGUGAUUGGGGGAAACGCUGUGUGGACAAGUUUGACAUUAUUGGGAUUAUUGGAGAGGGAACCUAUGGCCAAGUAUAUAAAGCCAAGGACAAAGACACAGGAGAGCUAGUGGCCCUGAAGAAGGUGAGACUAGACAAUGAGAAAGAAGGCUUCCCAAUCACAGCCAUUCGUGAGAUCAAAAUCCUUCGGCAGCUAAUCCACCGAAGUGUUGUUAACAUGAAGGAAAUUGUCACAGAUAAACAAGAUGCACUGGAUUUCAAGAAGGACAAAGGUGCCUUUUAUCUUGUAUUUGAGUAUAUGGACCAUGACUUAAUGGGACUGCUAGAAUCUGGUUUGGUGCACUUUUCUGAGGAUCAUAUCAAGUCAUUCAUGAAACAACUAAUGGAAGGAUUGGAUUACUGUCACAAAAAGAAUUUCCUGCAUCGGGAUAUUAAAUGUUCUAACAUUUUGCUGAACAACAGUGGGCAAAUCAAGCUAGCAGAUUUUGGACUUGCUCGGCUCUAUAACUCUGAAGAGAGUCGCCCUUAUACAAACAAAGUCAUUACUCUGUGGUACCGACCUCCAGAACUUCUGCUGGGAGAGGAGCGUUACACACCAGCCAUAGAUGUUUGGAGCUGUGGAUGCAUCCUUGGGGAACUGUUCACAAAGAAGCCUAUUUUUCAAGCUAAUCUGGAGCUGGCGCAGCUAGAACUGAUCAGUCGACUCUGUGGUAGCCCUUGUCCAGCUGUGUGGCCUGAUGUUAUCAAGCUGCCUUACUUCAAUACCAUGAAACCGAAGAAGCAAUAUAGAAGGCGUCUACGAGAAGAAUUCUCUUUCAUUCCUUCAGCAGCACUUGAUUUACUGGACCACAUGCUGACACUAGAUCCUAGCAAACGUUGCACAGCUGAGCAGACCCUACAGAGUGACUUCCUUAAAGAUGUCGACCCCAGCAAAAUGGAUCCUCCAGACCUCCCCCACUGGCAGGAUUGUCAUGAAUUAUGGAGUAAGAAACGGCGACGGCAGCGACAAAGUGGUGUUGUGGUAGAAGAGCCACCUCCAUCCAAAGCCUCUCGAAAAGAAACUACCUCAGGGACAGGUGCUGAGCCUGUGAAGAACAACAGCCCAGCACCACCACAGCCUGCUCCUGUCAAGGUGGAGCCUGUGGCUGGGGAUACAAUAGGCCUUGGUGACAUCACACAACAAUUGAAUCAAAGUGAAUUGGCAGUAUUAUUAAAUCUGCUGCAGAGCCAAACUGACCUGAGCAUCCCUCAAAUGGUACAGCUGCUUAACAUCCACUCCAACCCUGAGAUACAGCAGCAGCUGGAGGCCCUGAACCAAUCUAUCAGUGCCCUAACAGAAGCCACUUCCCAGCAGCAGGACUCAGAGCCCAUGGCCCCAGAGGAAUCUGUGAAGGAGGCACCCCCAGCUUCAGUGGUCCAGCCUUCAGCAGAACAGAAGACCCCUGAAGCUUCAAGCACACCAGCUGACAUGCAGAAUAUGUUGGCAGUUAUCUUGAGUCAGCUGAUGAAAACCCAGGAGCCAGCAGGCAACCUGGAGGAAAACAACAGUGACAAGAACAGUGGGCUACAGGGGCCCCGAAGAACUCCCACAAUGCCACAGGAGGAGGCAGCAGCAUGUCCUCCUCACAUUCUUCCACCAGAGAAGAGGCCCCCUGAGCCCCCCGGACCUCCACCGCCGCCACCUCCACCCCCUCUGGUUGAAGGCGAUCUUUCCAGCGUCCCCCAGGAGUUGAACCCAGCCGUGACAGCCGCCUUGCUGCAACUUUUAUCCCAGCCUGAAGCAGAGCCUCCUGGCCACCUGCCACAUGAGCACCAGGCCUUGAGACCAAUGGAAUACUCUACCCGACCCCAUCCCAACAGGACUUACGGAAACACUGAUGGGCCUGAAACAGGGUUCAGUGCCACUGACACUGAUGAACGCAACUCUGGUCCAGCCUUGACAGAAUCCUUGGCCCAGACCCUGGUGAAGAACAGGACCUUCUCAGGCUCUGUGAGCCACCUUGGGGAGUCCAGCAGUUACCAGGGUACAGGGUCAGUGCAGUUUCCAGGGGACCAGGACCUCCGUUUUGCCAGGGUCCCCUUAGCAUUACACUCAGUGGUCGGGCAACCAUUCCUGAAGGCCGAGGGAAGCAGCAACUCUGUGGCACAUGCAGAGACCAAAUUGCAAAACUUUGGGGAGCUGGGGCCAGGAACCAGUGGAGCCAGCAGCUCAGGAGCAGGCCUUAACUGGGGGGGCCCAGCUCAGUCUUCUGCUUAUGGAAAACUCUAUCGGGGGCCUACAAGAGUCCCGCCAAGAGGGGGAAGAGGGAGAGGAGUUCCUUACUAACCCAGAGACUUGAGUGUCCGAAAGAGUCCUUCCCUGUCCAUCCUCCAUCCAGUCCUCUGAACCUUUAAUGAAAUCAUUUGCCAGAGCGAGGUAAUCUUCUGCAUUUGGCUAUUUCAAAGCUAAUUCAUUGUAUUCCUUGCUCACUUGCUACUAAGCACGAGACAUAAAAUAAUGAUGUUGGCAGCAUUUCCCCCUGGAUGGGUUGGUUAUAGUCAGAACAUUUACUUCAGCUCUACCUAGUAAAUGUAAGUAGAGAAUUUGGAGAGGGUCAUUAAAUGGAAAAGUAAAUGCUUUAUUAGUUCAUUGCCCGCACAUCUUGAGCAGAAGAAAAAGAGAACAGUUUCAGUUUUUGAAAUGGCCCAGGAAGAGGCUCUUUAGGUUUUUAAAGUUUGAGGAUUAUUUUUUUAUGUUUUGUUCUUUUGAAUUUAGUUUUUUGGAUUUUUUGUUUUGUUUUGUUUUUUAAAGAAAGAAUAGUGUUCACAAAAUUUGAGCUGCUCUUAGGCUUUUGCUGUUCGGGGCAAAGAGUGACUGACUGAUUUAAAUAAAUGUUUCCUUCCUCUCCACCACCUCACAUUUUGCUUUCAAGUAAACUCUUCUUUUUCCCCCAUUGAGCAUCUUUAACAUUCCUUUUUUCCAAAUAAAUUACUCAUCCUUAAGGUUUGCUCUGUUUUGGCAAAAGACAUGACCCCUCUUCCUGUAUAAGAAGCAGGUUGUAGAAAGUGGCAUUCUUGGGCAAGUAGGUAGACUUUAUCCCAUCUUUUUCCUUUUUUACCCCAUCUUCAUAGAGGUUUUCUUUGUCUCUUUUUGAGGCAUUUGUUUGGAAAAAAAUUAAUCGUUGAGAUGCCCAAGAACCUGGGAUAAUUCUUUACCUUUUUUGAAAUAAAGGAAAGGAAAUUCAAACUC